AUGGGUCUCGUCGACGCGAAGAACAAGGUCCCGGAGCUCCAGAAGUUCUACCAGACUGCCUACAAGGAGCACACUCGUCUCUGGAAGAUCUGCGAAACCGGCGCAAGCGCCGACGAACGGAGGCUGACUCAACUAUCGCAGAACCCUCGCAGCCGUCUUUACAUGACCCCCUACGUUAUCCUUCUGUGGGGAACCCUUGGCGUUACUUUCUACGGCGCUGGCCGCAAGGUUCUCGGCUACAACACCUACUUCGGCAAGAACUAA
Molecule: messenger RNA, 264 nt
Organism: Colletotrichum spaethianum
Lineage: Eukaryota; Fungi; Ascomycota; Sordariomycetes; Glomerellales; Glomerellaceae
Exons: 4
Coding region: 1-264 (87 amino acids)
Source: RefSeq, a predicted model, not a curated record